Molecule: messenger RNA, 702 nt
Organism: Microsporum canis CBS 113480
Lineage: Eukaryota; Fungi; Ascomycota; Eurotiomycetes; Onygenales; Arthrodermataceae
Exons: 1
Coding region: 1-702 (233 amino acids)
Source: RefSeq, a predicted model, not a curated record
AUGAGGCGGGCUUUCAGGUCAGAAGCAGUGGGAUAUCGCAUAUCCUCAGGAUGGCGAAUCGGCCCCUCUCUACUAGAGAACCUCCGAACCUCCUGCGCUCAUGAUAUACCGAAUAUAAUCCAGAGCCAGAAUAGAGAACGAUAUAAUAUCCCCAUUAUACGGCCAGGUGGGCACCGGCAUGUACAUAUAUCAAAAGCUGCCCCCGCACAUCUAGCGAUCACCGCUGCUCCAGUUCAAACUGGUGUAAGACCCCCGCCAGAAACCGCGAUACCGCGACAGUGGGAGGUAGAAGAAGAAAUGGAGUCGAGGCUGGUAUCUCACCUGAUGCUUGUACAUUCCCUUGGCCCACAAGGUAGAGAACGGCAACGGCAUCGGUCCAGGAAUCCGGAGACUGAUAGUGAUGAGCUUGACCGUUCAAGGCGAGCUUUCAACAACCCAACAAUCCCGGCCUAUAAGUUACAUCAUAAGAUACAUGCAGGGAAGAUGAAACACGGCGCCCUAUCGCAUUAUUGGACCAGCCACCGCCACCGGGAGCUGCUACUGGCCAAGAGAACAGGUCAGUUGCCUGCAUUGCCAGCCAACCAUGCGCCCAGCGGAGUUACCCUGCGAGACCCGGGCCAGUUGGGAGUCAAAGAGAGGGCCAACGACACUUCUCGAGCUUCUGCAGAGACGAGAAGGGCGGGGAUCUCUCGCAGUUCGUGA